Messenger RNA from Punica granatum (pomegranate), 2199 nucleotides. The record is from RefSeq and is a predicted model, not a curated record. Lineage: Eukaryota; Viridiplantae; Streptophyta; Magnoliopsida; Myrtales; Lythraceae.
AUGGGAAGAUAUCAUCAACUCCCGGGUUUCGUAAUAUUCUGUGUGCUGUUGCUCCUCAUAGGCAGCUCAUGGCGUUGUUCCUGUGGAAAUUCAAGUGCACUGUCGUGCAGACGAGAAGAAAGGGAUGCGCUGCUCGAAUUCAAGCAAAGUCUUGAGUCGAACUCAUCGAAUGGCUUCCCCCUCUCAUGGGAAGCAGAAGAUUGCUGCGACUGGGAAGGACUGAGCUGCGAUAGAGCCACCGGACACGUCAUCAGGCUCGAAAUACUCCCCCGGGUAACAACAAUAACAGACGACCCUUUUUCAAAAUGGGAAUCUUAUGAAGAAUCAGAUCCAGCAGUAAACGCCUCAGAGCUGAGCCCUUCCCUCCUGAGGCUGAGGUACCUGAACCACCUCGACCUCAGCGGCCUUCGUAUACGUGGCAGCACUCCUAUCCCUGCAUUCAUAGGUUCGAUGGAACACCUGAGUUACCUGAACCUCUCGGAAGCUGGUUUUCAAGGAGCGGUUCCUCCCCACCUGGGAAAUCUCACCAGCUUAGAGAUCCUCGAUCUCCAAGUCCACUGGCCCAAUAAUGGUUUAUUCCUGGCCCAUUUCCACUGGAUUUCUCGUCUCGUGGCCUUAAAACAUCUUGAUCUCUACUGGAACGAUCUAAACUGUUCCAUUCCUAUUUGGUUUAGUAAUCUUAACGGCUUGGUUCAUCUCGAUCUUGGGGGUAAUGGGCUUAACAGCAUUGAAGGAGGGUUCUCGUUUUUCAUUAGAGACAAAUGCCCCCUGCGGUUCUUGAGUUUGGAAGGCAACCAACUUCAAGGGGAGAACGGUAGAAAUUCCAGUGGAUUCUGUGCAUUUGGCCUCGAGUUCUUGAGCCUGCAAGAAAAUAGGUAUUCCGGCGAAUUGCCAGACUGGUUAUGGAACCUCAAGAGUUUAAAACACCUAAUCCUCAACGGCAACUCGUUCACCGGUCUAGUUCCCAAUUCCUUAGGAGCACUGAGUAGCUUGAUGGAAUUAGAUCUCUCGAAAAACAAGCUGCAGAGGCCUAUCCCAAGGUCGUUGGAGCGAUUGUCGUCCUUACGAUGGUUGGACCUGAGCAGUAAUCUUUUCAUGAGCAGUAAUCUUUUCAUGGGCAUUAUUCCUGAGGGUUUGGGACAACUUUCAAGGCUCGAAUUCUUGGAUCUUUCUAAUAACUCAUUGGAAGGCACAGUUUCCAAAUUGCAUUUCACGAAUCUCUUGGGAUUGAAGUACCUAGACAUCAGCAAUAACCAUUUGACUGUCAAGUUGGACUCUGAGUGGGCACCUCCAUUUCGACUCAUUUUCAUCAUGAUGGGAUCUUGCAGAUUCGGAACAGAAUUCCCGCAGUGGAUUAGAUCACAAAAGGAUGCCCAUACACUACAUCUGUCCAAUGCCUCCAUUUCCGGGAAGAUGCCGCAGUGGUUGGCAACUGACCUGCAAUUGAGGACAUUAAUUCUUUUAGAUGUGGCAGUUAACAACCUGCAUGGAACAAUUCCACGUUGCUUUGGCUCCCUGAUUGGCAUGUCUCAUAGUUCAUCGCCUGAAAAUGUUUCUAAAGUUACACUUCCCAAGCGUAUAAUUCAUCUCGAUUGGGAUGAAGAACCAAUGGUGGAGGUCAUGAAAGGAAGAGAGCUUGAAUACACCACAACCCUGAAUUUGAAUCUAUCCCACAACCUUCUCUCAAGGAACAUCCCGAAAAAGAUUGGGGACAUGAAGUGGCUGGAGUCACUCGACUUCUUGGGGAACCAACUUUCAGGGGAAAUUCCACCAAGCAUAUCCCUUCUAACAAUGUUAAGCCACCUAAACCUGUCGGACAACAACCUCACAGGUAAAAUUCCAAAGAGCAGUCAGCUAGAUUCUCUUUAUGUGUCCGAUUAUUCCAUAUAUUCAGGGAAUCCUUUACUCUGCGGCGAUCCACUUUUAAACAAGUGCCCGAGUCAGGAGGAGGCACCCACGCCAUCAAAGAUCCCAAGCAAGGAAAACAUGGGUGGCUCAGAUCCGUUGGAUAAGGUGACAUUUUAUGGAGUUGUAAUGCUCGGGUUCGCGACUGGAUUCUGGGGAGCAAUCGGGAUUUUGGUAUUCAAAAAGAGCUGGAGAGCUGCCUACUUUACAUUCGCGGAAGAAAUCGCGAACAAGAUUUAUGUGGCAGUAUCACUGAAGGUGGCCAAACUGAAAACAAGAAUGAGAGGAGAAUGA